Messenger RNA from Spodoptera littoralis (African cotton leafworm), 2091 nucleotides. The record is from the annotation of a GenBank genome assembly. Lineage: Eukaryota; Metazoa; Arthropoda; Insecta; Lepidoptera; Noctuidae.
AUGACUACAUUGGCUCAUAAAAAACCUAGACGCAAGAAUAUUCAACAUAGUGAUCCCGGAAAAAUUUUGGAUUUAGUGAUGAGCUUGACUGAUGAUACAUGUAGCGAAAUACAGAUAAAAAUCAAUACGUAUUUAACCGAAGAAUGUGAAGCGGAAUUAGUAGUGCCAGUGAUAGUACAUCGCGAACGUAAGGAAGCGUUUAUAGAAGUUGUUGGAAUUGCAGCUUUACAGCGAAAGAUGAAAAUUCACUUAUCUUCAAAGCUUAUAGAUACGUUAAAAACUAAUGUGGAACAAACGGAUCUUCUGUCUAACUUUGGGGAAGAUUUCCAAAGUAUUCUUAUUCCCGUAGCAUCGUUAGAUACCUUGCUAAAAAUUGCAAUGGAUCAAGCAAAACAAUUGACAAAGGCCGAACAAUGUAUCGUGUGGCUAGUUGAUGUCGAUAACAUGCAGCUGUACGAGUCCUGCUCCACCUAUAAGGAUGAAUCCUCAGGCCGCCGAUUUCCACUGGGCAUGGGGAUCGCAGGCGAGGUGAUCAAGACUGGGGGGUUGAUCAACACUCGAGUUCCACAGGAACAUCCCGCUUAUAAUCCCGCAAUUGAUGGAAUACCAAAUCUUGAGUGCAGUGUCAAAUUCCAGCGUAUAGCGCGUACGGUGGGACGUUUUCCGAGUACGCCUCAAAGAGCCAUCAUACCACCACAGAUGGGGUCCAGUAGGGCUCAUCGGAGCCGCGAAAGGGGCUCUGGCUUGCAAAAUAUCCUGUGUUUUCCAAUACGAGAACAGACGGGAAUCAUUGGUGUGGGCCAACUGAUAAACAAGAUAACGGACCCUUAUUUUGACGGCAUGGACGAGGAGAUGGCACUGGCUUUCAGCAUCUACUGCGGUGUCUGCAUCUUGCACUCCGUGGUCUACCAGAAGAUUCAGGAAGCUCACAUUAGGAACGCUCUCGCUAACGAACUUAUUAUGUACCACAUGAAGGUAACAGAUGCCGAAGUGUCCCGUAUGCUGGCCUGCACGGGUUUCCACCAGCAUCCUCACGUGACCACUCUCCACUUCAAUCCUCGCGCACUACCACUGCGGGAACUGCCCUGCUAUGCCGCCAAGAUGUUUGCAGACCUUGGAUAUGAUGAAAAGUUCAACAUCAAACCGCCGAAGAUAUCCCGAUUUAUUCUUUACGUGAAGAAGGGUUACCGUGACGUGCCCUAUCACAGCUGGACUCAUGCCUUCAACGUGGGACAGUGGGCAUUUGCUGCACUCAUGAACUAUAAGCUCGUCGCACAUGGAUACUUCACUGACCUGCAAGCCCUAAUGUAUUUGGUAGCGGCCUUCAUGCAUGAUAUAGACCAUCGCGGCACCACCAAUAGCUUCCAGAUUCACGGAGAAACGACGUUAGCAGCUCUUUACUCCAGUGAGGGUAGCGUUAUGGAGCGCCACCAUCUGGCACAGGCUAUGUGCAUACUCAAUACUGAGGGAUGUGACAUUCUGGAGUCUCUGCCACGAAGAGAUUACGACAGAGCCAUCAUGAUGCUUCGAGACAAUAUUCUAGCUACCGAUCUAGCUAAUUACUUCAAGAACUUUGACGAGUAUAAAAUAGUAUCGAUGGACUAUCAAAAGAGCAACCGAACACAUUUUGCUGCUUUACAAGCCUUGCUGAUGAAUGCGGCCGACCUCGGAGAUCAGCUCAAAGACUGGGGUUGUGUGAAGAAAACUGCUGCGGCGGUUUUAACGGAGUUCUUCAAGCAAGGCGAGUUGGAGAAGAUGCGAGGGGAUUCGCCAACCAGUGCUAUGGACAGUGACAAGUGCUUCAUACCGGAGUUGGAGAUACAGUUCCUGCAGACCAUCUGCCUGCCGCUAUAUGAUUUGAUCGGCAAGAUAAUACCUAAAGCAGCGGUUUGUACUAAAAUUAUCGAAAACCAUAUGGAACGAUGGGAAGCGUCGAAACCUGUGUUCGCAGAGGUGCCUCUCACAGCUGGUCUCUCAGUUCUGCUGAGCCCUGAACUGGACACUCUCAUAGAGAUAAACCUCAAAGAAGCUGGCAAAGGCGACCUCAUGGAAUCUGAAACUAUACCAGACACUAACACUACAAUUACUUAA